Messenger RNA from Drosophila albomicans, 2194 nucleotides. Its product is annotated as serine/threonine-protein kinase RIO3. Gene Ontology annotation, cellular component: cytosol; preribosome, small subunit precursor. Gene Ontology annotation, molecular function: ATP binding; protein serine/threonine kinase activity. Bases 229 to 2061 code for a protein of 610 amino acids. Lineage: Eukaryota; Metazoa; Arthropoda; Insecta; Diptera; Drosophilidae. Gene Ontology annotation, biological process: protein phosphorylation; maturation of SSU-rRNA. The record is from RefSeq and is a predicted model, not a curated record. The transcript has 3 exons.
CAACGCAGGUGGUAAAGAAACAGCUUUAAAGCUCUUCACUUUAUUUAGAAGAAGUUGUGAAAUCACAACAAACUUGAAGUUUUUGCCAAAACAAAUAAAUUUCGUAUAUCUAGUAAUUGUUUUUACCGUGCAUUACACGGUCAAGGAGCCAACUUGGUGGCCAGAUCAACCGAUAUUAUAGAAUACUCAACAGCAGCUGCUCAUCGUCGAAUUCAGUGCCAAAUAAACAUGUCGUCGCCAUGGUCCAAAGUGGCCAAUGAGCCCGUGCAGACAGCAAGUCUGGCCGAUAUUAUGUCCGAGCAAUACGCACAUCAACUGCAUGACAAAGAACUCCAACAACAGCAAAAGAAACAAACCCAAAAGCAGCCACAGCAAUCUCCAACUCCAGCGAGUUACUCCGAUGUGGCAGGCACAUCUCACAAUGCAACAGCUACGGCUGCCACCGAUGCUGAUGAAUGGGAGGAUUAUUCCAUGCUACUCUCUGGUGGCAUGAACAAAGAGACGCUGCCUCCCGAGGUGUUGAAGCUUCUGGAGGAUGAAGAAGAGUCGGAUGCAGUCAUAGCGCAGAUGCUGCAGUCUCAGUUCGAUCACGAGUACAACGAGGAGCUGCGUCGCAUUGAGCGCCAGCAAAAUAAACAGUCCAAAGUCACUGUGACCCUCAACAAAUUUCUGCGCAGCGGCGAUGCGGAAUUUCUGCACGACACAGAGGCGGACGAGGACGACGAAGAGGAUGAGUUGUAUCGUCAAAAGCGGGACUGGGAUCGCUUUGAGACAAAUGAAAAGAUGUUGGACGCCAUACCCAAGUGUGGCUUCAAAGUAGACAAAGAGGGCGAAAUGAUAACCAAGCAUGAUCCACAGCUAUGCGGUGUGCGUAAUGCCCAGAGAGUGAUGUCGUUUCCACCUGAGUUUCCCACCGGCGAUGGCGCCUGCUUCGACAUGAAGCUGUCCAAUAAAGUCUUCAAUCAGCUGAAGGCGUAUUCGCGACGUGGACGCGCCGAUCGUAAGGAGAAAGUGGCCACCGCCGAGAUGGGCGUCGAUGCUGCCACACGUCUGCUGCUCUAUAAGUUGAUCAACAAUCAGAUACUCGAACAGAUCAAUGGUAUAAUCUCCACCGGCAAAGAGGCGGUCAUCCUGCAUGCCAAUUCAGAUGCCAGCUACACAGGCACCAAUGAGCAUGGACAUGGCAAUGGUGUGUUGAUGCCACCCGAGCUGUUGCCCAAGGAGUGCGCCAUCAAGAUAUUCAAGACAACACUGAAUGAGUUCAAGCAGCGGGAUCGUUACAUUAAGGAUGACUACAGGUUUAAGGAUCGUUUCAGCAAGCAGAAUCAUCGUGUCAUCAUCAACAUGUGGGCCGAGAAGGAAAUGCACAAUUUGAUGCGCAUGCAAAGCAUUGGACUCAAUGUGCCCGAUGUUGUCGUCCUGAAGAAGCAUGUGCUUGUCAUGCGCUUCAUAGGUGACAAUCACAAUGCGGCGCCCAAGCUUAAGGAUGCUCGUCUCACGGUCGCCGAGCUCAGCUGUGCAUACGAGGAGAUUGUGGCAGCCAUGCACAAGUUGUACAAUGAGGCCAAGUUGGUGCAUGCCGAUCUCAGUGAAUACAACAUAUUGUGGUACGAGGACAAAUGCUGGUUUAUCGAUGUCGCUCAAAGUGUGGAGCCCGAACAUCCCAGCGCUUUAGAGUUCCUAAUGCGUGACUGCGGCAACAUUGUCAACUUCUUUGAGAAGCGUGGACUCUCCAACAUCUACACGAAGGAGCAGCUCUUUGAGUCGAUUACCGCGCUCAAUGCGGAAAAGCAUAAUACAGCGAUGUUGGAGCGCAUUCACACAAAAGGCGCGUCCAUCAAUCAGGCAACUGUUCCCAAUCAACAGGAGUGUCCCGAUGAACUGAAGCCUCUGGACUAUCCCUUCGAAUUGGCCUGGGAGAAGUCACAGCAGGAGCGCGAAGCUGCCGCAGCUCUGCAAGAAUUGAAGCUGGAAGCUGAAGCUGAGAAGUUGGAGGAUAACGAUAAUGAUAAGAAAUUGCAGGACAACGACAACAACACUGCCAAGCAAGAACAACAGUGACAAUCUUUAAGAAGUUAAUUAACACAACACUAGACUUUGGGUGUCUCCUAACAGUUUUUGAAUUUGUAAAAUUCGUAUUGCAUAUUAAAAAAUGUACAAACCCAAGAAGACAAAUGUAUUUAUUACGAGGGUU